GUUUAGUUUCUCGCCAUCUUGCAAAGAGAAAACAGUGAACGCUGUGGGCUGAAGAUUAAUUAAUUUUAAGUAAAACUUUCAGAGGAGUUGUGAGAACAAGACAUUUCGACGGAUAUUUUGCUUAAUACAAAGCCGAUUCACGCGAUUUCACAGCAUCUGCCAUCGGAUUACAUCUGGAUUGCAUAAAGAGUUCAUGGAUACAGACAAGAGGUUCACCCCUUUCUUUUCAUUGGAUUUUAAAGGACUGAUAAUCGAUUUAACAGUUUUUUUCACCUUUUCCGUUUUAUUUUAAUUUUCAUAUACAGGACUGAUUGUAAAUUGUAUUGCAUACUCUGUAUUGAGUUUUGAAGUAUAUGCAGAAUAAGCGGUUACAUUGGUUUUUCUAUCCCAUACAUGUUGUGUGUUUUGCUUUUGUGCAGAGCCACAUUUAUGCACUGAGCCCAUUCAUCCUGACAAUUAUCUAUUAUUUUUUAUUCACACGGGACAUUACAUUAAGUAAAACUAGACGUUUUUAUAUCACGCUAAUAUUGGGUAAACUAUUCAAAACUUAUUUUUUAAUUUAUAAGUAUUUUAUUAUUGGUGUACGCAUGACCUUUUUGUCAAGAUGUUUGAAAAUGGUUGGGGUGACAUGUUGGGUACUUGAACACGGUGCGUUAUUGGCCACCAUAAUUCACACCUUUGUGUAACCCCACCCACUUUUCCACACCUAUAGCCUAGGCCUGCUUAAGACCCUGUCACACCAGAUGACUUUCCCUCAGAUUUUCGGUCUGAAGCUUUUGUUUACAUAAUCGCUGGACUUUCUGGACUUCUGCAUGCUACACAUUUUUCUACAAGAAGUAUGGAGUCCAAUCGAAAGUACCACUGGACGAUACAAAAGGAGGAAAAGCUCAUUGCUCUUUGGAGCCAACAUGACUGUUUGUAUGACAGAACCAGCAUGUCAUUUCACGACAAACUCAUAAGAGAUAAGAAAUGGAUGGAGAUUGCUGACGAACUAAAUAUACCCGUUAAAGAUGUUAAACAAAGGGCUGGAUCAAUAAGGACACAAUACUCCAGGAUUCUGAAGCCACAUGCAAAUAGCAGCUGUGGCAAACCUUUAACAUCAAAACAACUCUGGCUCCUGGACAAAUUGGAGUUCUUGAGGAGACAUUACGUCCCGCGGAUCAAUGAAAGUAGUUUGAAUCUUGCUGCAGAACAGCCGGGUGUCAAACAGGAGCCAGUUGAUGUUGUUGUUGUAGGCCAGGCAUUCACUGAUGAAGACGGAAGUUUUUCAGACAUGUCUGCAAACACUCUGGACUCUGAGAGUGUACAGAUUGCUCCAGAGCAGCCGGAUGUCAAGCCAGGGCAAGUUGAUGUUGUUUUGGACCAGGAGUUUGCUGAUGAAGACGCAAGUUUUUCAGACAUGUCGGAAAACACUGUGGACUCUGUGAGUGUACCACAGCAGUCGACACCCAAGCCACCUCAGGGCAAAAAGAGAAAGGGUUCUGACAGCGAUACUGAAGUGGAAGCGAUCAAUUUGCUUAGAAAGAUGUCAGCCACUGUAAUGACUGGCUUGAACCAAGCAAAUGAUUCUGAGGCCAUUUUUGGCCAGCAGAUUGCAUCCGACCUGCGUGAAAUUCAAAAUCCAGUGUUGCGGAGAAUGGCCAAAAGGAAAAUACAGAUGUUGGUCUAUGAAUAUCAAGACAAAGACCAGCUUGAGAGAGGGAAACCGUGAACAGGACAGUUAGCUUUUUUUUUUUUACUUUAACAACAUUGUGUAGCAUAAUGUUUACCUUUUGUUGUACUAUUCAGUUGUGUCUAACACCUUGGGUGUGUCAUUGGUAGGUUUUAUUUCAGCUUUGUAAAGUUUAUAUUUAUUACUUAUAGUGCUGUAUAGCAUUGUAUAUAACUUUUUAUAAAUGUACAUGUAGGCAGGGCCGUCAUUAGGGUGGUGCAACCGGUGCAGGAAUCUCCCACAUUCGACCUGGCCAUGGGCCUGCCCGGUACGUAUAUUGCAAUUGUGUAGUUAUAUUAUGCAUUAUUAAUUUUCCAUAUAGAUUAAAUGCUUUACAAUUUUGUAAUUAUAUAUUUUUUACUUUAAUUUAUUUUUAUACUUUUAAACAGUGUUUACUUUCUACCAAGUAACAUUUCUGUUGGUCAGCUCUUUGCACAAUGUGACAAUAAAUGUGAAAGUUCUUAUGGA
Myxocyprinus asiaticus (Chinese sucker) is the source of this 2179-nucleotide messenger RNA. RefSeq lists its product as uncharacterized. Bases 839 to 1711 code for a protein of 290 amino acids. Gene Ontology annotation, molecular function: DNA binding. Gene Ontology annotation, cellular component: transcription regulator complex; nucleus. Lineage: Eukaryota; Metazoa; Chordata; Actinopteri; Cypriniformes; Catostomidae. The record is from RefSeq and is a predicted model, not a curated record. Gene Ontology annotation, biological process: regulation of transcription by RNA polymerase II. The transcript is spliced from 4 exons.